AUGGAUGAAUGCCAUUUGACUGACUUGGGAUUUUCGGGACCCAAAUUCACUUGGACCAAUGGCCGUCAUGGCCUAGCGAAUAUUAAAGAAAGACUUGAUAGAGCUCUCUGUAAUGACCAGUGGCAUACCCUCUUUCCUGAAGCUUGGGUCCAACAUCUUCCCAGAGUUAAUUCUGAUCACUAUCCACUUCUUAUUUCACUUCUUGGGGUUGUCCCUCACCCCUUGAGACGUCCGUUUCAAAUGGUGGCUGUGUGGUUAACCCACCUUACAUUUGAAACCCUUGUGCAGCAAUCGUGGAACUUUAGUAAGAAAGACUUGUCACUUACAAUUGAACGGUUCGUGGCUGCAGCUACUACUUGGAACAUGGAGGUGUUUGGGAAUAUUUUUUGGAAUAAAAAGCGUGUGUUAGCAAGACUGCAUGGUAUUCAAAAAGCUUUGAGUUUGGCUUCCAAUCCUUUCCUUGAAGAUCUUGAAUCUCACCUCAUCGUUGAGUAUAAUCAGCUAUUGUAG
Camellia sinensis is the source of this 510-nucleotide messenger RNA. NCBI's taxonomy places the organism in Eukaryota, Viridiplantae, Streptophyta, Magnoliopsida, Ericales, Theaceae. The record is from RefSeq and is a predicted model, not a curated record.